UAUAGUUAAUCUUUGUCUGAGGAUCAAUGAAGGCAGCAGUGUCGAUUCAUCACACCUGAGCUGUACGUAACGUUACAGUGUACACAGACAAGAUGGCUGCUUCAUUGGAAGACGAAUUUGAAGAUGCGCCUGAUGUGGAGCCUUUAGAACCAACCCUGAAGAAUAUCAUCGAGCAGAAAUCUUUGAAAUGGAUAUUUGUGGGUGGAAAGGGUGGUGUUGGUAAAACGACGUGUAGCUGCAGUUUGGCAGUCCAGCUCGCUGCUGUCAGGGAGAGUGUCCUCAUCAUCUCCACCGAUCCCGCUCAUAACAUCUCUGAUGCUUUUGACCAGAAGUUCUCAAAGGUGCCGACUAAGGUCAAGGGCUAUGACAACCUCUUUGCAAUGGAGAUUGACCCGAGCCUGGGUGUGGCGGAGCUGCCUGAUGAGUUCUUUGAGGAGGACAACAUGCUCAGCAUGGGUAAGAAGAUGAUGCAGGAGGCCAUGAGCGCCUUCCCUGGCAUCGACGAGGCCAUGAGCUAUGCAGAGGUCAUGAGGUUAGUGAAAGGAAUGAACUUUUCAGUGGUGGUCUUUGACACUGCCCCUACCGGUCACACACUGCGGCUGCUCAACUUUCCCACCAUUGUGGAGCGUGGUCUGGGCCGCCUCAUGCAGAUCAAGAACCAGAUCAGCCCUUUCAUUUCCCAGAUGUGUAACAUGCUUGGCCUGGGUGACAUGAACGCAGACCAGCUGGCCUCCAAGCUGGAGGAGACCCUGCCGGUCAUCCGCUCAGUCAGUGAGCAGUUCAAAGAUCCUGAACAGACCACCUUUAUCUGUGUGUGUAUCGCUGAGUUCCUCUCCCUGUAUGAGACGGAGCGGCUGAUCCAGGAGCUGGCCAAGUGCCGCAUCGACACGCACAACAUCAUCGUCAACCAACUUGUAUUCCCUGAAUCCGAGAGGCCGUGCAAAAUGUGUGAAGCUCGCCAUAAAAUUCAGUCCAAGUAUUUAGACCAGAUGGAGGACCUUUAUGAAGAUUUCCACAUAGUCAAGUUACCACUGCUGCCCCAUGAAGUUCGAGGUGCUGACAAGGUCAACACGUUCUCGAAGCAACUUCUGGAACCCUACAAACCCCCAAAUAAGUGAUCUCCCUCCCUGCAGGACCUCCCCUCUCCCUCCUACAGACCACACCUUUACAGUCUGAACUCACCUCCUCGGAGCUCCCUCCCCCCCCCACCAGCCUCAAUACCUGCAGUAACAGCCUCACGUUGAUCCACUCAGUCCGUCGUCCAAAGCAGAGCACUGCUACAGCAGGACACACGCCCUUGUUGAAGGGGAGCUGAUGAAAUCACAAACACACACAUACAUAACCUGCUAUAUUGUUGAACAGGUAAGACAGUACAUAUUUGUGCUGCCUUACUCUCAGUUCACCUUCUCUUUCCUUCAUAUCCUCUGUGUGGCAGUCGUACUAUUCCUACUCAAAGCAUUUAACUUUCUCUCUACAAAAAACAUCCCCUCCUCCUCCAUCCUACGCAGUUUCCUCAGUUGUUAAAAACGUUGUUUCCAGUGACGGUGCUGUAUAUUUCAGGAUAAAACAGCUUUCAGAUGGUUGACAUUUAUGCCUUGUUUAUUCUGUGUGGUUUGGUGGCUGUGUCUGUUCUCCAUUUUGACCUUUGACUAAAAAUGUCAUUCAAAUUCAUCUGUCACACAUCUGGAAUUUACAUCAAGAUGUCUACAGAUUCAGGGUGUGAUGAAAAAAUACAAUUACCUUUUUUAUAAAAACCAUUGGCCAAGACCAUCCUUGUUAUUGCAAUAAAGCAAACCAGAGCAGUCUUUUUACCAUGUGUAAAAUCAUUAGACCUCACAUUAACAUGUGAUCCUGGUGUAAACGCAGUAAGCUAAUGUCAAUGAAAUUUCAAAUCCAGUCAAGUUGGGAGCUUUAUAUCCAUAUAUGGCUGCAUCAUUGUUUGAACUGUUAAAUAUUUUUAGGGCACAGGGGUUGCUUCAGGUGGUAUUUGGUUGGAAAUGCCACCAGUUUUAUGAGAUUCAAAGGCAAAAUGUGUAAUGAGACUCUUGAUGUUUAAGUGGCUGGAAGAGUGUCACAGCAGAAGUCCCAGCACCAGGUUCCUACUCAGUGUCCAUAAUCCUCAUCAAACAUU
Messenger RNA from Sander lucioperca (pikeperch), 2131 nucleotides. It is a transcript of the gene get3, whose product is annotated as guided entry of tail-anchored proteins factor 3, ATPase. Gene Ontology annotation, biological process: post-translational protein targeting to endoplasmic reticulum membrane. Lineage: Eukaryota; Metazoa; Chordata; Actinopteri; Perciformes; Percidae. Gene Ontology annotation, molecular function: ATP binding; ATP hydrolysis activity. The record is from RefSeq and is a predicted model, not a curated record. Gene Ontology annotation, cellular component: GET complex. Bases 93 to 1118 code for a protein of 341 amino acids. The transcript has 7 exons.